UGCAACAUUGCUCCUCGCUCGCACGCAGAUGGAGCUUGGACUGGGAGCGGCUGCUCGGCGACCAGCUGCCCGGCGACUGCUCGUCAGUAUGGCUCGCGGUGUGGGCCGCAGCCGGGGAGUGUGGGCCUUCACCGACGGAUUUAACUUCUCGGUACCCGGCCAGGUUAACGCCAUCUGACCCCAGCUCGCCCGGCUAGCGAACAGCAGGGCUCGCGUAUGGAACUUUAUCCAUUUGAUUGUUAGCAUUAGCAAGCGUCGCUACCAAUCCCGGAGAUGUCUCGGUGUUCGGCACUUAGCUGACCCCCCCUCCCUAACCCCUUCAAUCCCCUCACUUCCCUCCCGCCGCACCAAAAAAAAAAAAAGAAAUUAUUUACAGCCGCUCCGCAGCAGCCAGCAAUGCGGGAGACGUUACAGUCCGCCGGUGUCGGAUUACUGGACGUGUUGGUGGAACGACUGCACCCGGCCGGGCAGCGUCGAGCAUCAUGAGCGAUUGCUAUGGCGGCACGGUGCAGCUGCCUGAUGUUGAGGGCGGGGAAGACGACGAGUGUUUGGUGCCCCUCUCCCCGGUGUUGCUCGACGCUUCCGGUGUGCCCAUCAUCCCGGUUCCCGCCCUAGAAUGCCGCACAUCGGGCACGGCGGGGGUCGAAGUCGGGGAGAAUCUCAACAAACAAACGGCAGAAGAGCACCAGCGGGUCCUCCCCCAAGGCACCGCUUUCGUGGUGGGAGGCAAGUGGGAGGCAAACGGGAACUACUCGACUGGCAUCCACGCGCCUGAAGAUGGAGACAAACUCGGCAAGAAGAGGAGGCCGGUGACGGUGGACACGUCCAAAGCCAAAACCUCCCUCGAGGGACUCAAGAUCAGCAUCAGACAGCUCAAGUGGAAAGAGAUUCCCGCAGGAAGACGAGCGGCGUGUGACAUCUACUGGCACGGCGUCUCCUUCCACGACAAUGAGAACAUCACGUCAGGCCAGGUGAACAAGUUCCCAGGAAUGCUGGAAAUGUCGCGGAAGAUCAACCUGAGCCGAGCGGUGCGCAUCAUGCAGGAGCUGUUCCCCGCGGAGUACGACUUCUACCCGCGGUCGUGGAUCCUGCCCGAUGAGUACCAGCAGUUCUCCGCGCAGCUUCGAGCGGUGAAGGAGCGCGACGCCACGCUCUCCCCAACGUUUAUCGUCAAGCCCGACGGCGGCUCUCAGGGCGAAGGCAUCUACCUCAUCCGCGAGCCCGGCGAGCUGAGGCCGGCGGUGGCGGGCGCGCAGGCCCGGCAGGCCGUGGUGCAGGAAUACAUCCGCAAGCCGCUACUGGUGGACAAGCUCAAGUUCGACAUCCGCCUCUACGUGCUGCUCAAGUCGCUGGAGCCGCUGGAGGUUUACAUCGCCAAGGAGGGCCUGACGCGCUUCUGCACCGAACCCUACCAGGAGCCGAGCCAGAAGAACCUGGGCCACGUCUUCAUGCACCUGACCAACUACUCGCUCAACGUGCACAGCGGCAACUUCGUGCACUCGGAAAGCCAGAGCACGGGCAGCAAGCGCACGCUGUCCAGCGUGCUGCGGCGGCUGGCCGCCAAGGGCGUGGACGUCAAGAGGGUUUGGUCGGACAUCAUCGCCCUGGUCAUCAAGACCGUUGUGGCCGUGGUGCCUCAACUCAAAGUUUACUACCAGGCCGACAUCCCGCCCGGCAAGCCCGGCCCCUCCUGCUUCCAGAUCUUAGGUUUUGAUGUCCUCCUGAUGAAGAACCUGAAGCCCGUCCUCCUCGAGGUCAACGCCAACCCCAGCAUGCGCAUCGAGCACGAGCGGGAGGUGGCGCCGGGAGUGUUCGAAUGCGUUCCCAGUCCGGUGGACGAGGAGGUGAAAGUGGGCGUGAUCAGGGACACGCUACGCCUGGUGGACCCCGCCGCUCUCAAAAGAGCCGCAUCUUGCCAGCGGAGGUCGUCGGGCGGCGAGGAGGAGGCGGCGGCGGCGGCGGCGGCGGGCCGCGGCCAGGUCAGGAAGCAUCCGGAUGGCAUGCCCUCGCCGUGCCUGAAGCAGGUGUACCCCAAAUACAGCCGGCAGUUCAACUACCUUCGAUUGGUGGAGCGCAUCGCCGCCCUCUUCGUCCGCUUCCUCGGCGUCAAAGGCAACAUGCGCCUCGGACCCACCGCCUUCAGAACCUUCAUCAGGAACUGCAAGCUGAGCAGCAGCAACUUGACCAUGGCGUCCGUUGACAUCCUCUACAUUGACAUCACGCGGCGCUGGUCCGGAGCCUUGCCCGACUGUCGGGAAGCAGGCAUGGGCCUCCAGGCCUUUGUGGAGGCCUUCUUGUACCUGGCGGCGCGCAGGUUCAAAUCACAGACACCCCGGGAGCAGGCGGCGUCCCUCCUGGAUCUGUGCGAGGCCCAGCUGGAGUCGCCGACGCCGGGCCCCGAGGAGCGCCGCUCGCGGGGGGGCCCAAGGCCCACGUCCGGCACCUCGGGCCGGCCCCGCCUUCGCCCGCCGCCGCACCUCGGCCGCGCCGGGCCUCCAGCCAAGACUGCCGCGGCGCCAAGCCUAGCUCGCGAGAGGCCAACGCCGAGAACUGAGGUUGCUCGCCUUCGCCUUUGCCCGGCAAACACGCACGCGCUACUCCGGGACAGCGGGUGGGCAAACGAUGACCGGGGGGGGCACAUGCGAGGGAAUUUGGGAGGUGGGUCAGCUCACGUUGACAUUGGACUACUAUCUCUCAAAAAAGGCACUAUUGAUUUGACUUCUAAAUGCAGCUUAUUCAAUUAUUGUUUUGUUUCUUGUAAAUAAUGAAAGAAAUAUUGCUCAUAAAAGGAGGUGGCGGCCCUCACGUCGGUACU
Molecule: messenger RNA, 2815 nt
Organism: Hippocampus comes (tiger tail seahorse)
Lineage: Eukaryota; Metazoa; Chordata; Actinopteri; Syngnathiformes; Syngnathidae
Gene: ttll11
Product: tubulin tyrosine ligase-like family, member 11
Exons: 11
Coding region: 483-2765 (760 amino acids)
Biological process (GO): protein polyglutamylation; microtubule cytoskeleton organization
Cellular component (GO): ciliary basal body
Molecular function (GO): tubulin binding; tubulin-glutamic acid ligase activity
Source: RefSeq, a predicted model, not a curated record